AUAAACUUUUAUGGAGAAUAUUUAAAAUAAUCCCCCUAUCUAUCGACAAGAGUUCUUUAUUUUUAAAGAAUUUCUUGAUGGAAUGAAAGAUAUCUGCAAUAAAUAUUAAUCUUUGUUGCCACAAAUUAAAUCCAUAAGAAAGAGACCAAAAAAAUACAAUAAAAGACCUAAAGACCCACAUGCCCCAAAAAUGCCAUAAUCAGCCUUUAUAUUCUAUUUUAAACAUGUAAAGGAUCGAUUUCAAUAAGAACAUAAAGGUUAGAGAAUUAAUCAUUAUAUAAGGUAAAUAAUUUUAAGAAAUAACCUCAAUGAUUGCAAAAAAAUGGAAUGAAUUAAGUGUUGCUGAACAAGAAGUAAUAUUAAUAAUAAUGUAGCCUUAUGUCAAACUUUCAGAAGCAGAUAGAAGAAGAUAUAACUAGGAAUAAAAACAAUAUUCUGUGAUUACUUAAUAAUAAUUUAGCAAAUAUCUAUAAAGAAAACUUAAAGUUGAACAAUUUGAGAGUGAUUCUUAUAAUGAGGUUGACUAACAAAUUAAACCAAAAUAAGAAGAAGAAGUUGAUGAAGAUUCAUUUGGAGGAAAUCUAAUAUAAAAUUGA
This is a messenger RNA of Paramecium sonneborni, 596 nucleotides long. Lineage: Eukaryota; Ciliophora; Oligohymenophorea; Peniculida; Parameciidae. The record is from the annotation of a GenBank genome assembly.